CAACCCCAGACUCUUUCAUUCACUCUAUUGUAGUCCCAAGAGCUUCACUGGGAAAUUCCCUCUUUCAUCACACAACCUGGGAAGGGGCUGAUAGCUGGCUCAUAGAAAUUAGGAGAGAGAGGCUAUCGAUAACAUGGGAUCCUUGGGAAAAAAUGAGGCCUGUUUAGUUGUUUAUGAUGCCAUUUUGUCACUCUCUUUGCCUGCCUUGCCUUUCAUGAAGUUGUGCUUUGGUAAGAUUUCCUGUUUCAUCAAUUGGAGUUGAGGAAGCAGAAGUCUUGGGAUGAUCUGCGAUUGGGUUUCAGUUUUCCUGGCCCUACACACUGAACCAGAACCUAAUGACAGCCAUACAAGGGUUGGUUGAGGGUCUACCUUGGUUGUCCCAGAAGACUCCUGUUCUAUAAAUGACAUGAAGAAAACAGCAUGGCUUUUAGAUAUCUUUUUAGAUGCCCAGUAUGCUUUGAGGAGAAGAAAUCAUCACCAACAAUGAUAAUAUACCUUUACAAUUGAUAUAAGUUCAGUUCAACUGCAGUGAACUCCUACGUUUUUGUUCCUUAAAUCUGGGGGAAAUAGACUGACAUCGCUCAGCAGCCAUUCACUAUUUCAGCACAGAAUGCUAACUCAGGGAGGCCAAAGUCUGUAUCUGUUACUCUGCCCCAGAUGGCAAUUUGAUGGCAGCGGUGACCUUGCUGGCUGGAGGCUUAUGCUCCACCUCCACCCAUGGCCACCAGGGCUGACCUAGAAACUUGGAGAAGCAUGCGGUCACGGAUAAUCUAUUUGAAGGCCAAGGACACUGGAGGAUAUGUUGGCAUCAGCAGAGUGCCCUGCUCCUACCACAGAGAGGUCUCCUGAGCACUGUGUGAUGGAUGCAUCACUCCAGAGCAUGGCCAGAGUUUUCCUAUAACACUGUUGCAUCCAGGACCACCAGGUAUCCCACAGUCAAAUGAGCAACUCAAACUCGUAAUUCAUCCUCCCUGGUUCCCAUGGAGCACCAAGAGUGCCCUAGGAGCUCUCGGUGACUUUGGUUCUCCUCCACUGUGGUUCACCCCUCUAGUCCUCCUUGUUCUUAUAUCCUUGUUCAUAUACAUUCUUAUAUAUGUUCUUAUAUGACCCAUGGCAAAACAGAAAAGAUCUCAGUGCAGAAGCAAUGGUCAGCACAGUGCUCCAUCAUGACAUUCCCCUGCGGUCCGACAGCUGGCCAGCAGGAAUCAAAAGGUGCUUGGGAGAUGCUGAAGGGUGUUAGUGAAUUGUUGCACAAGCCACUGCAGAAAAAAGGUGUGGGAAGGGUUUUAGGCAGCAAAAGCAUGAUGAUUUAAUCAACUUCUGCAGGAUUUUUGCCAGGCAUAUCCUGUCCAGCUUGCAUUGCACUGGCUGGCAAUGAGGCGAGUCUGUGGCAGCCAACUUCCAAUGACCACGACUAGCUUCCUUUCGGCCUCAGUAGCUGAUUCAUGUUUUGGUCUUCUGCCCCACCCAGUCUAGAGUGAGUUCAGCACGUCUUCCUGAGCAUCGCUUUCCUGCCUCGAGGCUCUCCCUCCUCUGCUGACCUUCCCACAUACACAGCCCAACCCUCUGCCACCAGUCCUCUCUGUUCUCCUGGACUGGACACCAAGUAAGGCAGGAGCCAACAGCUUGUUGGCUUUGACUCACCAUCAUCUAGGAAAAACGUUGGCCUAACCUGAUGGCUAUGCUUCCUCUUGCACCAUCUGCUGUUCAGCACAGCCAUCCCCAGCCCAAAGAAUCCACGUUUACCUCCAUCACCCAGUCUCCUGGCAAUAGGCCACUUCUGUGGUCACUGUUCCUAUGUGGCACUGCUGAAGAUGGCAUCUGGGAAGUGGAGCUGUGGAAAUUGAGCACUGGCAACGCGCUGGCAUCCUGGCAGUGGCUUUUUGCAGUUCCUGAGGCUUUUGCUGGUGCAGUGGCUCAGAGACAUCAAUCUGCAUAAAGCUCAAGUUCGGUCUCAGUGAUGUACCUGUCUAUUGUCUGAGAUAGGAAUCCAAACCUGAUGCUUUCCUGUGGGACCUGGAUUUCUCACUGAUGUGAGCGUGUGUGGUCUGUUUCCCUAAAUAACCACCACAUGGGUUUUCUCUCUGACAGAUGAGCAGCUCACAGGUGCAGUCUGAGGCUGAGAGAUGGAAAAUCAAAAGAGAUGCCUUAAUGUGGUCUCUUACUGUCAUGCAGAGAAAAGAAGAGGUGAGGUCUGGCUCCCCUGUUCUGCCAGGCUGUUCAGAUGUUCCAUCAGUACAGUUUUUCCCCUCUAUUCCUGUGGGUCAGGAAAAUAUUAUUACUGCAACUUAAAGACAGGAGAUGGGUAAUGUCUGAAGGACUGGGAUACAUCCUCUGGGACAAUGAGGAUCUGCUUGCAUAGCAAAACACCCAGAAGAAGUGGGGUUGUGUCCAUGUAAAAUAACAGAAAACAAAAGCUUUUCUUUCUCCCUAAAUAAGUCAGUUCUGUGUUUCCUUUGUGGUUCGCUUUUAAAAGCUUGCUGAAUUUAAGGAGGAUGUGGUCACACACAUUGGAAGCUCCAGAUGCUAAGACAUAAAAACACAGAUCGGCGCUAAACUCACAUUUCUGAUGAGUUAAAUCUCAUGUGCUUUCACUCUGUUUUUCUUGCAGUCUGCCAGAGCUAUCAUGUCCCUGCGAGAGCAUUUGCCCACCACAUCAGAUAACCCCUCCUUCAUUCCUCUGACAGGAUCCAGUCUUCUAUUAUUUACUGAUGUCACUGUAGCCUAGGAGAGAAAUCAACACAGUCAUGAAUUAUGGACAAUGCUGGUAGGACAUUUCACUCUGAUUGUUUGAUUUGAGUGUGAACAAACACCAGAUAAUUAAAGAUGAGUUCAAGCUACAACACUCACUUCUGUCUCCUGAAUUGCCCUGCGUGGUGAGAAGUGUCUGGAUUGAGUGCAUAAUUACAAAGGGAAGAUCCUUCAGCAAAACCAGCCAGUAGGUCUGAGUUGAGAAAGUACUGAGGAGCUCUUCUUCAUAGACCCAAACUACAGCACUCCACGUUCUCCUUGACAUAGUCAAACGCAAGUGAACUUUUGCCUGCCCUCCAAGUUUAUAGCUUGUAUUGCUGGUUGCAAAGCUGAGAGAAUUAAACAUGUUGACUUUGGGUCUGGAGGACUCCUUAGCUUGGGUGUUUGAGCUUUAGCUCAUCGUUUUGAACUCCUGGACAUCACACUGGUGAAUGCUGGCUUUGCUGUCGGAUGAAGGCCACAGCUGGCAGCCAAACAUUUGACCUGGGGAGCAAAGCCCAUUACUGUGUGACUCACAGGGUAAAAUCAACAACAACAAAAGCCUUAUAAACACAGCCCAACUCAACUGCUCUGUAAAAUGCCACUACGGCAGCAGCAGCACGGAGCAGUAUUUUUACCACUUGGGAGGAAAGAAGGCUUUCUUUCCUCCCAGGAAACCUUUUUGGGUGUGACAUUAAACAAGCACUUGUUCCUAGAAGCUGCAGAUUUGGCUUAAAGAACACUGGAACUGAGCUGGGGUGAUUGUUACUCAGCACCUGAAUUGCACUGAUGCCUGUGACUCCUCUCACAGUGUAUGUACCAAGUGCUGCUGCAUGGCACACAUCGUGGCCUGGGUGGACAACUCAGUCCCCAGGGAAGUGUCGAGCAACUCCCCUGGCAUUGAUGAAACCCACAGGAAAGCCACUUGAGGUGGGGAGAAGCGUUCUUCAUGCUGGUUGGUUCACAUUUUACGUGCAGUUGUAAAAUUUAAGAGGUCAUUUAGUAUGCAAUCAGCAGAUAGAGUAAGGCAUUUUUUUUACAUCAGAACAGUAGCAGGCUGUAUCCAGCAACUGAUCGUUAGCUCUGAUGGGCACACGGGGACUCUCCAACCUCAUACAAGGACACUGCAGCCCUUUGGGGAACUUGGAAAUCCUGGUGGCUUCUAGGUCCCCUCCAGCUUUGGUCCUACACACAGGGUGAAGGCACUGAAUGGCAGUCGAUGGCCUGUCCCACCAGAGUCCGGAUGGAAAAUAUGGAUUUCCUUUAAAUGCUCAAGAGAGGGAGUGGACUCUCAGAUGCAGUUGUCCUUGUAAAACAGGGAGACUGAGGACUGCCAGGACUCAGGCUUUCCAUGUAUACACUGACCCUGGUGGUCUGAGCACCAGAUCAGACAUUGCAGCGCCCACCUGGGGCCUUGUGCUUGUGGUAGGCCUGUCCUUCCUUGGAGAUAAAGGGAAUUACAGAUUCAUAGAACCACAGAAUAGAACAUGGAAAGGACCCACAAGGAUCAUCGAGUCCAACUCCUUGCUCCACACAGCACCACCCAAAAUCCAAACCUGAAAGCAUUGUUCACGUGCUCCUUGAAUGCUCGGUCUCCUCUUCUCUGGGCUGAACAAACCAAAGGAUCUCAAUCACCCCUCAUACACCUUGCUUUCCAGACCAUUCUCCACUUUUGCAGCUCUCCCUUGGAGCCUCUGUAGUACUUUUAUGUCCUUAAUAUUAUAUUGUGGUGCCCCAAACUGCUUGCUGUACUCAAGGUGAGGCCACACCAGCAGAGAGUACAGCAGGAGUGCAAAGUAAAGACCCUCUGCACUGCCAUCUCAGAGGAUCCCAUCAUGGAUCAAGAGGAUAAUACUAAAAAAGACUCCAUAACCCACAACUUCUACGUGACACUUUAGUGCAGACCCCUGUCUCCUAUUCGGGCCAGCCCCAGCGUGCCAUCUCCUGCUGCUCCUUCAAAAUGAAGAAGGAUGCUCUUACUGGAGGAUGCUUUCAAGCUCAGGGGCACUUAGAAACCCAAGGUUCAAGGCUGGGAACAAGCUGACAUUGUGCACGGAGGCAGAAGAAAACACAACUAUUGAGGCAUGAGGUGCUCAACUCAGGAACAGCAAUCACUGCUUGUUUGGCUUACGUACAUCCAUUGGGGUUGUCAGGAGUAGGACGUAAGAGCAUGACCAGUGCUGAAAUUCCAAAGUUUUCUGAGUGCUGCAUGGGGGGAAACUCAAAGAGAAGACUUCUUGGAGGACAGUCUUGAAGAACAGAGGCUCCUCUCCAGACUCCAAAGGCUGCUUUGCAAUUUGGAAACCUGGAGAUCCAAAAGCUGCAAACAGCUGGAAGGUAACUAACUCAACGAGGGCAAAACAUGGCAUGUGGUCUGUGUGUCUCGUGGCUUCACUGCUCCAGUCCCUGUGUUCACUGUUGCACUGGGGCACUGCUCUUGCAGGCGCACACCUGGAAGGACACUUUGUCUUCUUUGGCUGAAGGCAUUUGUCUUAACUAAAGCGUUUCAAUUAAAAGUCAAGCCUGAAUCACUGCAAAGUGCUGGAGACAAGAGUCAUUAAUACUGGAAUGCAAGUUUUAAAUUAUUUUUAAUGUGCUCUGCAAGGCAUCCAUAAAAGGUCCUUAAUCAAUAUGCGUUUGAAUUCCCUGAGCUAGCAUUGAAAUUCAUGGCAGCAGAAGGGUUGGGAACCAACCAGCACUGCUGUCUGAGCUGCUGCACAGGCAAACCUGGCAGACCUAGGUGCCAGCUGUCAGGCAGAUGUGACCAUAUGGAUAACAGAUCUUUGGUGAUCUGUGCCAAUGUGAACUGCUGGUCUCACUCCCUGGAGAAUGGGUACAUCAUUGACGUGGGGGGUCUCUGAUGGAGACGGCAAACAGCCUUUUGCUCAGGCAUCUCAGCCAGCAGCAAGUAUUCAGUGGCACUAUUGGUAAUUUAAACAUAACAUGAGCAUAGCCCGAGAGACCAGAGGGUGAGGAGGGCUUAAGGCAAGGAGCGAGGACAGAAGCAGUGAGGGGAGCGCAGGGGUCUCGAUGGUUUGAAACUAAGCACACUGUUAGGCGCUUGGCUGGAUCGGGGCCAGUGGUGCAUAGACUUCUGGCAAGGAUCAACCUCUAGGAAGAACCAAACCCUAGAGGAAGCUCAGGGUGAGGUUUGUGCUUCCUAUUUCAGUCUAAAAAAAAACAUCCCAGGAGGGGGUGAGUUUCAGCAGCACCGGGUGUUGCAGACCCAAUCCAUUACUUCCAGGAUGGGGGUGAUGAAAGCAAAGCAGGAGGAUGCCUUACGUUGCAUCCCUCCCUGCAGGCAGCACUUGGGGACCUCAACAGGACAGGCACAGCCUCGGGGCAGAGCAGCAUCACCCUCCAACAGCUCACAGGAGGGAUCAUGAAGAGGAGCAGAGCAGCUUUACCCUCAGAAAGAAAAGCAAGACCUGGGCAUGGACUUAUCCAAUGAUUAUUUGCAUGCUCUGAACUGUGAGUUUGGACGGAACCAGCUAUUUCUCUCCCCAGACAUGGCUUGGAAGGAAGCAGUAGAAGGGGGCUGCACCUUAGAAGCAGGCUGGAUGCAGCCACCUUGUUUUCAAAGCCAGGGAGAACUGGUGAGGAAGCUGAAGGAAGAGAAAGCUCCCCAGGUGGAUAUAGACAGAGCUGUAGCAGAGCUCAAAGCUCGGAAGAGGGUCCUAGAAGCAAAGGAGUUGGCCUUACAGCCCAAAGAUGACAUCGUGGACAGAGUUAAAAUGGAAGACACUCUGAAAAGGAGGUUUUUCUAUGAUCAAGCCUUUUCUAUUUAUGGAGGUGUCAGUGGUUUGUAUGACUUUGGGCCUGUUGGAUGUGCUUUGAAGAAUAACAUCAUCCAGGCAUGGAGACAGCACUUUAUACAGGAAGAGCAAAUCCUGGAGAUUGACUGUACCAUGCUCACACCAGAGCCAGUUUUGAAGACUUCUGGCCAUGUAGACAAGUUUGCUGACUUUAUGGUGAAAGAUAUGAAAAAUGGGGAAUGUUUUCGUGCUGAUCAUCUCUUAAAAGCUCACCUACAAAAGCUUAUGUCUGACAAGAAGUGCACAGCAGAGAAAAAGGCAGAGAUGGAAAAUGUUCUAACACAGUUGGACAACUAUGGCCAGCAAGAGCUUGCAGAUCUCUUUGUGAACUACAACGUGAAGUCACCUAUCACUGGGAAUGACCUUUCCCCUCCUGUUUCUUUCAAUCUGAUGUUCAAGACCUCCAUUGGGCCUGGAGGAAACAUGCCUGGCUAUCUGAGGCCAGAAACAGCACAGGGAAUAUUCCUCAAUUUCAAACGUCUUCUUGAGUUCAACCAAGGCAAGCUCCCUUUUGCUGCUGCUCAGAUUGGAAACUCCUUCAGAAAUGAGAUCUCGCCCCGAUCCGGCCUUAUCAGAGUGAGGGAAUUCACCAUGGCAGAAAUUGAGCACUUUGUGGAUCCCAGUGAGAAAAAUCAUCCCAAGUUUCAGAGCGUGGCAGAUCUCAACAUCCUCCUGUAUUCUUCCAAGGCCCAGCUCAGUGGGCAGUCUGCCCAUUUAAUGCGUCUGGGAGAUGCUGUUCAACAGGGCGUGAUCAAUAACUCCGUUCUUGGUUACUUCAUUGGUAGAAUCUACCUCUUCCUUACAAAGGUUGGUGUAUCCCCUGACAAGCUGCGCUUCCGACAGCACAUGGAGAAUGAGAUGGCUCAUUAUGCCUGUGACUGCUGGGAUGCAGAGUCCAAAACAUCGUAUGGUUGGAUUGAGAUUGUAGGCUGCGCUGAUCGUUCCUGCUAUGACCUCUCCUGCCAUGCUCGUGCCACCAAAGUUCCUCUUAUAGCUGAGAAGCUUCUCAAAGAACCUAAAACAGUUAACAUUGUGCAGUUUGAGGCAAACAAGGGAGCCAUUGGCAAAGCUUACAAGAAGGACGCAAAGGUGGUGAUGGAGUACCUUUCCAUGUGUGAUGAGUGCUAUGUCACUGAGAUGGAGCAGCUGCUGAACGACAAAGGGGAAUUCACUGUUGAAACUGAAGGGAAAACUUUUACGUUAACAAAGGACAUGGUUACUGUGAAGAGAUUCCAGAAAACGUUACAUGUGGAAGAAAUCGUCCCAAAUGUCAUUGAACCCUCAUUUGGUAUUGGGAGGAUCAUGUACACAGUAUUUGAGCACACAUUCCGCAUUCGAGAAGGAGACGAGCAGAGAACGUUCUUCAGCUUCCCAGCUGUUGUAGCACCAUUCAAGUGCUCCGUUCUUCCUCUCAGCCAGAAUCAGGAAUUCAUGCCUUUUGUCAAAGAAUUAUCUGAAGCACUCACCAGGAAUGGCAUUUCUCACAAGGUGGAUGAUUCCUCCGGAUCCAUCGGCCGACGCUAUGCCAGGACUGAUGAGGUUGGCGUGGCCUUUGGGAUCACAAUUGACUUUGACACCGUGAACCGAACGCCUCACACCGCCACGCUGAGGGACCGGGACUCGAUGCGCCAGAUCCGAGCUGAGGUCUCUGAACUUCCUGCCAUAAUCCGUGACCUGGCGAACGGUUAUCUAACUUGGGCUGAUGUGGAGGCCAAGUAUCCACAAUUUGAGGGACAACAGACUGGCAAAAAGGACACAAUAGAGGAAUAAAGAAAAGGAACUGAAAUAAUACCCCGUCACAUGUCCACUUUUUACUGUUCAUGUUAAUAUGAAAUAAACUUAUCGUGUAUUAUUCAAAGCUGCAUUGUUUGUGCACACAGGGACUAUUUGGUUGGUUUUUUUCUUUCCUCAAUUGCUGCCUGAAUUUAACUUUAAAAAUAACUGCAGUUGAAGUAAAAGGUGUUAUGAAUAAAAAGGCCAUUAUAUA
Molecule: messenger RNA, 8532 nt
Organism: Gallus gallus (chicken)
Lineage: Eukaryota; Metazoa; Chordata; Aves; Galliformes; Phasianidae
Gene: GARS
Product: glycyl-tRNA synthetase
Exons: 17
Coding region: 6165-8315 (716 amino acids)
Biological process (GO): mitochondrial glycyl-tRNA aminoacylation
Cellular component (GO): cytoplasm; mitochondrion
Molecular function (GO): glycine-tRNA ligase activity; ATP binding
Source: RefSeq, a predicted model, not a curated record